Molecule: messenger RNA, 276 nt
Organism: Eremomyces bilateralis CBS 781.70
Lineage: Eukaryota; Fungi; Ascomycota; Dothideomycetes; Eremomycetales; Eremomycetaceae
Exons: 1
Source: RefSeq, a predicted model, not a curated record
GUUCGACUACGAGUCUUCCUAACGAGCCGACCCGAGAUUCCAAUCCGACACGGUUUCUACCAGAUAUCGGAUACUGAACGCCGGGACUUUGUGCUCCAUAAUAUAUCACCAUCGAUUGUUGAUCAUGAUAUCAGUAUCUAUCUAGAAUACAAACUUAGACUUCUCACCCAGGAACGCUCCUUCGCGGCCGACUGGCCAGGAAGGGAGAUCAUUAAGAGUCUUGUUCAAAAUGCUAGCGGCCUAUUCAUCUGGGCGGCAACCGCACACCGCUUCAUA